GGCUCCGGAGAGAAGAGGGAGAAGAACUUGACAGCCGCCCCGCUGCCCUCCCCUGAAUUUUUUGUUAUUCCGUCUUCUGUAUUUUUUUAGGGGUUUAUUUUAUUUUAUUUUAUUUCAUUCGAUUUUAUUUUCUUUGGGGUUUUUUGUUUUUAUUUUAUUUUAUCCUCCUUUAUUUUAUUCCCUUUUAUUUGAUUUCUUUCCAUUUAAUUUCACUUGAUUUGAUUUUUUUCCCCUGCCUUUUUUUUCUUUCUUUCUUUUUUUUUUAAUUUUGCUAUUUAAUUUUACUUUUGCAUUAUUUCCCCCUGCUUUUUUUGAUCGUUUGUUUGUUUUGGGGUGGAUUUUUGUUUUGUUUUGUUGCUUUUUGGUUUGGUUUUGUUGGAUUUUGUGGGGUUUUUUUUCCUUUUUUUUGCCGCCGCCGUGUGCCGGCGCGGGGCUGGCUUCUCCUUUUGAGCGUCUCCAUCCCCCGGCGGAGGUUAUGAUGGUGCAUUGUGCGGGCUGCGAGAGGCCGAUUUUGGACCGGUUCCUGCUGAACGUCUUGGACAGGGCAUGGCACAUCAAAUGCGUCCAGUGCUGCGAGUGCAAGUGCAACCUGACCGAGAAAUGCUUCUCCAGGGAAGGGAAACUCUACUGCAAAAAUGACUUUUUCAGGAGGUUUGGUACCAAAUGUGCCGGCUGCUCCCAAGGGAUUUCUCCCAGUGACCUCGUCCGGAAAGCCCGGAAUAAAGUCUUUCACCUGAACUGUUUCACCUGCAUGGUCUGCAACAAGCAGCUCUCCACGGGCGAGGAACUCUAUAUCAUCGACGAGAACAAAUUUGUUUGCAAAGAGGAUUAUUUGAACUCUCCCAGUUUGAAGGAAGGCAGCCUCAACUCAGUGUCCUCAUGUACAGACAGGAGUUUGUCCCCGGAUCUCCAGGACCCCAUGCAGGACGACACCAAGGAGACGGACAACUCGACCUCCUCGGACAAGGAGACCACCAACAACGAGAACGAGGAGCAGAACUCGGGCACCAAGCGGAGGGGGCCCCGCACCACCAUUAAAGCCAAGCAGCUGGAGACCCUCAAAGCUGCCUUCGCCGCCACCCCCAAACCCACCCGCCACAUCCGGGAGCAGCUGGCCCAGGAGACCGGCCUCAACAUGAGAGUCAUCCAGGUGUGGUUCCAGAACCGUCGGUCGAAGGAGCGGCGGAUGAAGCAGCUGAGCGCGCUGGGCGCCCGCCGGCACGCGUUCUUCCGCAGCCCCCGCAGGAUGCGGCCCCUCGGCGGCCGCCUCGACGAGUCCGAGAUGCUCGGCUCCACGCCCUACACGUACUACGGAGAUUACCAAGGUGACUACUACGGGCCGGGAGGCAACUAUGACUUUUUCCCCCACGGGCCGCCCUCCCAAGCCCAGUCCCCGGCCGACUCCAGCUACCUUCAGAACUCAGGACCCGGCUCCACACCCCUGGGACCCUUGGAGCCCCCCCUAAGCGGACACCACUCCUCAGAAAACCAAAGGUACACGGAUAUGAUCUCGCACCCCGACACCCCCAGCCCCGAGCCGGGCAUGACCGGCUCUCUGCACCCCAUUCCGGGGGAGGUCUUCAGCGGGGGGCCCAGCCCUCCCUUCUCCAUGUCCAGCAAUAGCGGCUACAGCGGCGCUCUGUCGCACCCCAACCCGGAGCUCAGCGAGGCGGCGGUCUGGUAG
Molecule: messenger RNA, 1684 nt
Organism: Cinclus cinclus
Lineage: Eukaryota; Metazoa; Chordata; Aves; Passeriformes; Cinclidae
Gene: LHX5
Product: LIM homeobox 5
Exons: 5
Coding region: 476-1684 (402 amino acids)
Biological process (GO): regulation of transcription by RNA polymerase II; neuron differentiation
Cellular component (GO): nucleus
Molecular function (GO): DNA-binding transcription factor activity, RNA polymerase II-specific; RNA polymerase II transcription regulatory region sequence-specific DNA binding
Source: RefSeq, a predicted model, not a curated record